AUGUCGUUUAGAAAGCAUAAUAAUAAAUACACCGUCGACUUCAAAGCGCGACUCGAGCAUAAAUUAUACCUGGCAAGAGAAAAUCCAGAACCAAUUUUUGAUAUUUCAAAUUGUGCAUUAAAAACAAUUCCGUCGGGUAUAUUUUCACUUUGCAAAGUAUUUAGAAAAAAAGAAUUAAAAUUAAAUGUUAAUAAAUUAACUUCAUUAUCCGGAGGCGGGCAAUUGGAGGAUUUAUCGCUGAUCAAAUUACUUGAUAUUAGCGACAAUGAGUUUGCUAAUUUACCGAGUGAUAUUUAUCAUCUAGAGUUACUUGAAGAACUUUAUUUGCAGAAUAAUAAUUUAAAAAAAUUACCAACAGAAAUAACUGAAUUAUCAAAGCUUAAGAUCCUGAAUGUGUCGAAUAAUAAAUUAAAAUUUCUUCCAGACACAAUGGGAAGUUUAAAAAAUUUGAAUAUCCUGGACAUAAGUGAUAACCCGCUGACAAAAUUACCAAAGUCACUAGGAGAAGCACAAAAAUUGAUAGAGUUAAAGCUAGAUAAUGUUGAUUUAAUUUAUCCCCCGCUAUUUGUUGUCCAAGGUGGUGCCAUAGCAAUUGUCGCGUACUUGGCGCAGGAGUUGGGUGUCAAUUACGCGACGCGUGAUGCAUUUCUGGAUGCACAAUUGGAAAAAUUACAUAAUAAUGAUAAUGAAAGGCUGGUAGAGACUAAAGAUAAUUUACAGGAGAGACGUCAGAAUGCUUUGCUGGAGGUCGAGAAGAACAUCCGAGAGCAACAAGAGUAUGAGUUACAUCUGCAGUCUAUUAACAAAGACAUGAAGAAGAAAUUGCUGGAGGACUUGGUGGAGCAGCAGACGAGACUAGAGUCGGAGAUCGAACGAGUCCAGCAAGAACGCGAAUUAAAUCGCAAUAAAUUAUUGUCUUUUAUUUACAACGCUGAACAAGAAGCUGACAGCGUUAUUGAGAAAUUUUUGAGGAACUCGGAAGCUGAACGGCUCGCACAAGCUCAGCUUUUGGAGAUGGAGAAUAAAGAGCAGCUGGAAUUGUUGUCGCAGUCUCAUUUAGAUCAAUCUUUAUGCCGGACUCGUGAAACUCUCUUGUCGAUGGAGGAGCUGCUGAAAGAAGAAUUAUUAACGGAGAAAAAAAUAGAAGAGUAUAACAAAUUCCGAGACUGUAAUGCUCAAUCGUUGUUAACGUUAGAAUUAAGGAGUAAUAAUCACCUAGCUUCAAUAGUUAAAAAUCAAAAACAAGACCGUGAAGAGAUGAUUAAUCAGCUGCGCAGGGAUGAGGGUCUGCAAAAGGCUGCUCUGACGGCUCUGUUGGAGCGCAGUGAUGCCAGGUCUUGGAGUAUCGUCCAACAAGUGUACUUGAUCCAGUCCCAGUUAGUUACUCUGACUAAUAUUGAGUUGGAGCGAAAGAAAUUGGAAAUUACUCAACAAAUUAAUGAUAUUUCUGACAAGAGAAUUAUAUUGAGUAACAUCCUAGUGGGUUUGUUGGAACAGCAAGAUAAAAGACGGGCAGAGCUACUGGAGACGAUUAAGAAAAUAGAAUUAAGCCGCGAUAACGAUACCGAACGUCGCGGAAGUUUGUUCUGGCUGAUGCAGUAUCAGUCGCUAAUGGAAGCGCGGCCUCAAGGAUUGCUCGAAGGGUUGGAGCCAAUGCUAGUCAGACACGUAGCGAUCGCUGGGGCUCUACACUGCCUACCUUUUUUGGCUUCUCUGCCGUCACUGUUGCCCAAUGUUGAUCACGAUCAACUUAUUUCGAUUGGAAUCAAUAAUGCAGAUGAUAGACAAGCCAUUAUAUUGGCGGUAGAAAAUUAUAAUGCGGAGAAAAAAUUAAGCUCAGAAGAAACGCAAUUACCAACGGCGCCGAUUGAUGAACCGUGUAGCAGUAGUACAAAUUCACAAGACAGAGAUAUUUCACGGGUUGAUAUGACUGAAUGUGUCGUUUGUUUUGAUUCACAGUGUGAAAUAAUUUUUAUACCAUGUGGUCAUCUAUGUUGUUGCGCGAAAUGUUCGAAUAUGGUAAUAAACGAAUGCCCAAUGUGCCGCGGCUCUAUACAGCGCAAAAUUCAAGUGCACAGGCCUUGA
Molecule: messenger RNA, 2085 nt
Organism: Cotesia congregata
Lineage: Eukaryota; Metazoa; Arthropoda; Insecta; Hymenoptera; Braconidae
Source: the annotation of a GenBank genome assembly